Stylonychia lemnae is the source of this 1164-nucleotide messenger RNA. Lineage: Eukaryota; Ciliophora; Spirotrichea; Sporadotrichida; Oxytrichidae. The record is from the annotation of a GenBank genome assembly.
AUGGAAUCAAAUCAAUCAGACUAUACAAUGAAAGAAAUGAUUGCGCAAAAGCUAAAAGAUUAGGGUAAAGAUUCAGCUCACAAUUCUGAUGAAGAGGAAAAUGAUGAUCAGAGAAACUCAAGAGAAGCAAGAUAAGAUUAAAAACAAGAGUAGGUUAUUGAGUACAGUUAUUUGGGCAAGGAUUGCACUUUUGAUAAUGAUGCUGAGGAAAUUGAAUACUCUAUGAUAUACAGAAUACCCAAGAUUGAGAACUUAGAGAAUUGCGUCAACUUACAGAGACUGGGGCUUAGAAAAAAUUUAAUUAAAAAGAUUGAAGGUCUUGAUAACAAUUUAGCAUUAACACAUUUGGAACUAUAUGAUAACAGAAUCAAAAUCAUUGAGAACAUUUCUCAUUUGACUAAUUUAGUGAUGCUUGAUCUUUCAUUUAAUCGUAUCACUGAUAUUAGUGGUCUUGAUUCUUUGGUUAACUUAAGAAAGCUGUUCUUAGCAUCAAACAGAAUUAGUGAUAUCUCUGGUUUAGAUUUCUUAGUAAACUUAGAAACUUUGGAUUUGGGUGAUAACAAGUUGAAGAAAAUUGAAAAUCUUGAUAGACUCUAUAAUCUGACGGAACUCUACGCAGCCAAAAAUAAGCUGACAGAAAUUUCUGGAUUGGACAAUCUUAAAAAUCUUAUGAUUGUUGCUCUAUAGGCAAACUUUAUCUAAAGACUCUCUGGAGUUGAUCACUUAGAAUCGCUUGAAGAACUAUAUCUCCAGUAAAAUGAAAUUUCAAAGAUAGAAGGCUUAGAUUCCUUAACUAAUCUAAAUACACUUGAUCUGGCUUACAAUAGACUAGAAAAAAUUGAAGGUUUGGAUAAUAACUUUUAGGUAACAGAGCUUUGGCUUAAUUACAAUAAAAUUGAAGACAAUGAUAGCUUGAAUUAUCUCAAUAGAUUCAAAAAGCUUGAAACCAUUUAUGUUGCUGACAAUCCUAUAGCUAAAAAUGAGCAUUUUAUGGAUAAUUUGUAGAAAGCCGUGCCAACUCUUAGGCAAAUUGAUGGUUAUGUACUUAGACCAGGAAUUACUUUUAAAAUGAUGUAGAAUGUCAAUGUGAAACCAAUUACCAAGAAGGAAAUGAACCCAAAAGUAAAAGAAAUACUUGAAGAUGUGACUAAGAUGCAAUAAUGA